AUGUCUCAAAUCGAAAAACUUCUUUCUGUAAAAGGAAAACCAAUGAUUCAUCACGAAGGUUACAUCUAUACUGUGGAACGUACAACAUCGACGAAAUUGGUCUUUCGUUGUCAGAAUCGAGAUAGUAAAGCUCGAUGUCAUACCAAUUUAUCUAUGGACAUAUUUCUCUCACAACCAACAGCCCACUAUCAUGCUCCUCAACCUGAUCGUAUGCCUGCUAUUCAAUUAAAAAAUGAAAUUAAAGCUCGUGCCGUAACAACAGAUGAAUCAACCAGCUCCAUUAUUCAUUCUGCUUUGCGUACGUAUCCAUUGAGUGCUGCUGAUGAACUUCCAAAAAAUGAAGCACUUAUGCUAAUAAUUCGACGACAGCGUACUGUUGAAACAGUCGAUGCCGAUGGUUGUUUACCAGAAAAAUUAAGAAAGACGUAUCGCGAUGAAGACUUCAUCUUGCACGAAGACAAAAAUUUAAUUAUCUUUACAACAACAAAAAAAUUUAUCGAUUCUGAAGCAAAAUAAACAUUGGUUCGCUGAUGGAACAUUCAAAGUAAGCUAUCAAUUAAAAGUUUAUAUCUUUUUUUUCUAAUUUUCUUUGACGUAGGUGUGUCCUGAUGAUUAUUAUCAAUUAUUCACGUUACACGCGAUGAUGACUAAUGCAAUUAUCCCUUUCGUCUAUGGAUUAUUAAUUGGUAAAAGUGCUCAAGAUUACAAUUCAUUCUUCGAUAAAGUAUUAGUACAGACAAUUUUCAACCUGAAUCAAUUAUGACUGAUUUCGAAACUGGUACAAUCAAAUCCGUUAGAGAAAUGUUGCCAAACGUUUUACAUAAAGGUAUUUUGUAAUAUUGUCAAAAAACAAGUAAUCAAAAUGUUUGUUAUAGGAUGUUUCUUUCAUUUUUCGCAAGCGAUAUGACGGCAAGUUCAAGGAAAAGGAUUGGUAACAAAAUAUAGAAAAGAUGAGUACUUUCGUUUAAAUGUAAAAAAAUUGAUUGCUCUUGCC
Messenger RNA from Rotaria sordida, 994 nucleotides. The record is from the annotation of a GenBank genome assembly. Lineage: Eukaryota; Metazoa; Rotifera; Eurotatoria; Philodinida; Philodinidae.